Messenger RNA from Calypte anna (Anna's hummingbird), 2843 nucleotides. RefSeq names its product prominin-1-A. Gene Ontology annotation, cellular component: microvillus; prominosome; cilium. The coding region runs from base 87 to 2477 and encodes 796 amino acids. The transcript is spliced from 25 exons. NCBI's taxonomy places the organism in Eukaryota, Metazoa, Chordata, Aves, Apodiformes, Trochilidae. Gene Ontology annotation, molecular function: cholesterol binding. The record is from RefSeq and is a predicted model, not a curated record.
GGGCGUUGGCACUGUGUAGCUGUGCCCUGCAGCAGCCGUGUGUGCACAAAGGUCCAGAGGACAGGGUGCCCACUGGAGCUGCUGCAAUGGAGCUGGGGAACAUCUCAAAGACAGCAUAUGGCCUCAGCCUGGAGGCACCUGGCAGCAACACUCCGGGCCUGGUGGAGAUUGUGCAUGGCUUCCUGCAUCUGGUGCAGCCCAACGCCCUGCCCGUAGAACUGAUUACAGUUUUUGGGCAGUCCCAGAGUGAAGAGGCUACUGUGGAUCAUAUCCAGGAGCUGUUCCACUACCAACUUGGUUUCCUGGUCUGUGUGGCCAUCGGGCUCCUCUUUAUCAUCUUUGUGCCCCUCGUGGGAUGCUGCUUCUGCUGCUGCCGCUGCUGUGGGAACUGCGGGGGCCGCAUGUACCAGAAGCAGAGCCGGCGGAUGGGCUGCCGGCGCCGGGCUCUCUGGGUCUCCAUCCUGCUGGUCUCUGCAGUCCUGCUGGCUGGUGAUGUCUGUGCCUUUAUCAGCAAUACCCGCUUCACCCAGGCUGUGCGUGGCACCUUCUCCAACACCAACAACACCCUAGACAACAUCCGCGUCUACGUGGGCUCCAUCUCCCAGGAAAUCAAUGUUAUCAUUGACAGCAGUGAUGUCCCGCUGGGCCACGCCAACCGCAGCCUCCAGGACAUUGGACCCAACCUAGGUAGAAUGAUCAACUCUGGCAUCAGGAGCAGUACAGAUGGGACUCUGGAAUCUCUCCAGGACCUCUUGCAAGGGAUGGAGACACUGGAAGUCGCCUUCGGCAGCAUUGCCAGGAUUCAUCCACACCUCGAGGAGCUGCAGAGCAACUACAGCCAGAGGCUGGCCAGACUGCAGGACCACCUCAAUGACACCCUGUGGCGCUGUGGCAGCCCCUGCAGCACCGUGUCCCUGCACGGCCUCGCCUUCAGCGCCAACUUCAGCACGAUCCCUGGUGUGGAGCAGCAGCUGGAAGCACUGCAUAAUGUGUCAGGCUCCAACAUAGAGGCCGAUUUACAGAAGGUUAACAGCACACUGAACACAACCUCCACCAAGGUGCAAGAGCAGUCCCAGGAUGAGGUAACAAAGGCUCAGGGCCAGCUGGGCCUCAUCAGGCAGGAGAUCAGAAGCUUGCAGGAGCAGUUGCCGCUCAUGGAUGUGGAGGAGAAUGUUGGGGCCUUUGUGGGCAAUGCCACAUCGGCGCUGGAGGAGUACAGGGAGCCGAUCAUUGCCAUGGAUAGGCUCAGGUGGAGUGUGUGUGUCCUCCUGUGCUGCAUGGUGCUGCUGGUGGUUCUCUGCAAUGUCUUCGGGCUGCUGCUGGGACCCCUGGGACUGAAGGAAAGUGUGCUGCCCACACAGCGCAGCAGCCUCUCCAACGCUGGCGGGAACUUCUUCAUGGCAGGGGUUGGCUUCAGCUUCAUCUUCUCGUGGCUGCUGAUGGUGCUGGUGCUGAUCACUUUUGUGUUGGGGGGAAACAUCUACAUGGUCAUCUGUGAGUCCUGGCGCAGCCAGCAGCUCUUCCAGAUCCUGGACACCCCUGGCUUGAUCCCUGGCUUCAACCCGUCAGAGCUGCUGGGUGGAACAACAAACUUCUCAGAGAUGUACAGUCAGUGUCAGCAAGAUGUUGCCCUGUGGCAAACGCUGCACCUGGACCAGAGGGUGUCCCUGGAUGAACUCCUGAACAUUAGCCAGUACACAGGAGAGAUCUCCACGGCCUUUGAGAAGAUAAACAUCACUCUGAGCCCCAUUUCCCUGCUCAGCCCAAGACAGACAGACUUGCUGCUGAAAGCCAGCCGGGAUGCACAGCUCCCCAACUUCACCCCCACCCUGGACCAGCUGGAUCUGAACAUAACCAAGGGAAGCCUCCUUGAUCUGGCUGCAGAGCUGGACCAGCUGGCAAAAAAAGUGGGCACAGACGUGAAAGAGGACCUGAAGACUGGUGCUUUCAAUCUGAGGGACCUGAACAAGGAGAUGCAGAUGAGCUUCUCUGGCUCACUGCAAAGCCUGAAGGAGAACAUCCACUUGGUGCAGAGCAGGGCUGCCCAGCUGGAGGUACAGACAAAAACUGCACUGGAUGAUGCCAAGACAACCCAUGAGUUUCUGGAGAGGGAGACAGGAAACAUCAUCAAGAAUGAGACACGGGCCUUCCUGAAGAAGCUGUUAAACUACUUUGAGACCUACAUAUCCUGGGCCAAGACCAGGCUGAGGGAAGAUGUGGCACGUUGCAGGCCCCUAGCUCAGACCCUGGAUAAUGUGGAGGCUAUCACCUGUGACUACAUUUUGGACUCUGUGAAUGCCUUCUGGUUCAGCCUCGGUUGGUGCACCAUGUUCCUGCUGCCCAGCAUCAUCCUGGCUGUCAGACUUGCCAAGUUUUACCGCCGCAUGGACAUCGCUGAUGUCUACAGGAAUGAAGCCUUGGAGAUGCCACCCACGUUCAACUUCUACAAACUACCCCAGCCAUCCACAAGGCAUUAGCCCCCAUCACCCACCACAGGGACACGGAGGAGAUAGACAUGGCUGCUCCGCCUGCUGUUUCUUCUCCUUGGGCACUGAGAAGCAGGUUGGGACCUCCCAGCUGAGCCCCCCUCCUCAAUUCCCAUCAUGUGAAAAUGCCUUGGUAUGUGAGGAAGGAGGACUACCCCUUGCACUGCUCCAGCUGGGACUUCAACCCUCCACCAGACCCUGUGGGCUCAGGGUGGCUUGUAACAUCCGCUGCUGGCCAGUGGGAACCUGUUCAUCCAGGCCCCCUACUCGAAAAAUAUGACUUUAUUUUUGCAGGGAGCUUGAUUCUUUCCAAGACUGUGAUUUCUGGUGUCAAACAAUAAAUGGGGUUCUGUGUGC